Molecule: messenger RNA, 994 nt
Organism: Didymodactylos carnosus
Lineage: Eukaryota; Metazoa; Rotifera; Eurotatoria; Philodinida; Philodinidae
Source: the annotation of a GenBank genome assembly
AUGCUGGUAAUAAUGGAUGACUUUAAUGCAAGAGUGGGUGAUGAUUAUGAAACAUGGAAAGAGGUAAUGGGAAAAUGUGGAAUUAUUGGUGAAGAGACAACAGAUAAUGGUCUAAGACUUCUGGAAUUCUGUUUGGUGCAUAAUUUAAGUGUUACAAGUACAUUCUUUAGCCAUAAGAAUGUACACAAGUACACUCAUUAUAGUCGUAAUAAAGAGGGUACAAAGAGUCAGAUUGAUCAUAUACUGAUAAAUCGAAGAUGGCGAACAUCAGUUGAAGAUACAAGAGUAUAUCGAGGAGCAGAUUUUAUGAAUACAGACCAUCGUUUGCUCUUAUCCAAAAUAAAGAUCAAACUGAAGGUAAUGAAAAAUGACAACAAGGUCGUUAAAGCAGACGUAGUGCAGUUACAGAAUCCAGAAAAAAGAAUAGACUUUGAGCUCAAGUUAGCAAACAAAUUUGCUUCAUUGAAGGACGAAGCUGGAAAUUUGGAGAAGAACUGGGAAAUACUGAAAGAAGCAACAACAUCAAGUGCUCUGGAAGUAUGUGGUAAAAAGAAGAAAAACAAAAAAAGAUGGUUCAACAAUGAAGUAGAGAGUUUGGUAGAAAAAAAGGUAAAACUGUUCCAUAAAUGGCAAACAAUUGGUAAAGGAGAUGGUCAAACAGCCAAUUGUUCAAAUAGACAACACUUUGAAGGUCUCCUUAAUGUUGGAAAGGAGCUGGCAGAAGAAACAUUAUUGAAAUUGGAUGAACAGGAAAGUGACUUAGAAGAACCAUAUCCAACAGAAAGAGAAAUAACUGAUGCAAUUAAAGCAUUGAAAAACAACAAGGCGGCAGGGAUAGAUGGUAUUCAUGCAGAAAUGAUCAAAGCGGGUGGUACAACAUUGGCAAAAUAUCUUUAUCAAAUGUUCGUUGAAAUAUGGAAAGCAGAAAAAGUUCCAGAAGAUUGGGUGAAAGCAGUAGUGGUCCCAUUAUUCAAGAAGGGAGAUAGAAGCAUAU